AUGACAAGCACAAUACUAACCAACAUUCUCUUCAUUCUUCUCAUGCUGUGCAAUGCAUGCAUAACUGCAAGCGAAUGUCCUUCAGGACACAAACAGAAAUCAUCUGACGUAGAAGAAUUAAGGAAGAGGUUUGAAGGUUGGACGAAACGACAUGGUCGAAAUUACAAGCAUAGUGAUGAAUGGGAAGUCCGUUUCAGCAUUUACCAAGCAAAUGUUCGGUACAUAGAAUGCAAAAACGCGCAGAAAAACUCAUACAAUCUCACAGAUAAUAAAUUUGCAGAUCUUACAAAUGAAGAAUUUAGAAGUACUUACAUGGGUCUUAGAACUAGGUCGCAUUCACAUACAGGAUUCAGGUAUGAUGAACAUGGUGAUCUCCCAGAAAGCAAGGAUUGGAGAAAGGAGGGAGCAGUGACUAAAGUCAAGAAUCAAGGCCGAUGCGGAGGUUGUUGGGCAUUCUCUGCAGUUGCAGCGGUAGAAGGCCUCCACAAAAUAAAAUCGGGAAAAUUGGUCUCUCUAUCGGAACAAGAACUGAUAGAUUGUGAUGUUGAAAGUGAUAACCAAGGCUGCGGAGGUGGCUUAAUGGAGACAGCAUUUACAUUCAUCGUAAACAAUGGUGGAAUAACCACUGAGAAAGACUAUCCUUACAAAGGGGUAGAUGGUACCUGUGACACGGAAAAAGCUAAACAUUAUGCUGUGAGUAUAAGUGGAUAUGAAAAAGUUCCUGCUGAUAAUGAGGCUAAGCUUAAAGCUGCAGCUGCUAAACAACCUGUCUCUGUUGGAAUUGACGCGGAUGGUUAUUCAUUUCAACUUUAUUCAAAAGGUGUUUUUUCUGGCAUUUGUGGAAAGCAGCUUAAUCAUGCUGUGACUGUAGUUGGGUAUGGAGAAGAAAAUAGAGACAAGUAUUGGAUUGUGAAGAAUUCAUGGGGUUCUGAGUGGGGUGAAUCUGGCUAUAUCAGGAUGAAGCGCGACACUUUUGAUAAAGCUGGUCUGUGUGGCAUUGCAAAAUUAGCCAGCUACCCUGUGUAG
Molecule: messenger RNA, 1026 nt
Organism: Lathyrus sativus (Indian pea)
Lineage: Eukaryota; Viridiplantae; Streptophyta; Magnoliopsida; Fabales; Fabaceae
Source: the annotation of a GenBank genome assembly